Cynara cardunculus var. scolymus (artichoke) is the source of this 1857-nucleotide messenger RNA. Its product is annotated as NAD-dependent malic enzyme 62 kDa isoform, mitochondrial-like. The transcript is spliced from 19 exons. Bases 1 to 1857 code for a protein of 618 amino acids. Gene Ontology annotation, biological process: pyruvate metabolic process; malate metabolic process. The record is from RefSeq and is a predicted model, not a curated record. Gene Ontology annotation, molecular function: NAD binding; malate dehydrogenase (decarboxylating) (NAD+) activity. Lineage: Eukaryota; Viridiplantae; Streptophyta; Magnoliopsida; Asterales; Asteraceae. Gene Ontology annotation, cellular component: mitochondrion.
AUGUCGAAUUUCUCUCGCCAAGCUAGGCUAUCGUCGACAUUGAUCAGAGUCGUACAGUACAAAAUUACAAGAUCAUUCACGACAAUCGAAUGCCAUAGACCCUCCAUUCUUCAUAAGAAAGGUGUCGACAUCAUUCACGAUCCAUGGUUCAAUAAGGGAACAUCAUUCUCCAUGACCGAACGAGAUCGUCUUGAACUGCGUGGACUUCUACCUCCAAAUGUUCAGACCGAGGAACAACAAACUGAACGCUUUAUGACGGACCUGAAGAAGCUUGAGAUGAAUGCUAGGGAUGGAUUUGAUGACACAACCUGUUUGGCCAAGUGGCGAAUAUUUAAUAGGCUACAUGAUAGAAAUGAAACGAUGUACUAUAAGAUCCUAAUUGCCCAUAUCAAGGAGUAUGCCCCAAUAGUGUACACUCCAACAGUUGGACUUGUUUGCCAGAAAUACAGUGGAUUGUUUAGAAGGCCCAGGGGGAUGUAUUUCAGUGCUGCUGAUCGUGGAGAAAUGAUGGCAAUGGUUUAUAAUUGGCCUGCUGAUCAGGUUGAUAUGAUUGUUGUUACUGAUGGAAGCAGUAUCAUGGGACUUGGUGAUCUAGGAGUUCAGGGGAUUGGCAUUGCAAUAGGGAAGUUGGAUUUAUAUGUUGCAGCAGCUGGAAUAAAUCCUCAGAGAGUUCUUCCUAUUAUGAUUGAUGUUGGAACCAACAACGAGACCCUUCUUAAAGACCCUCUGUAUCUAGGAUUGCAAGAACACCGUCUUGAAGGCGAGGAGUAUCUUUCCAUUAUUGAUGAACUUAUGGAGGCUUUGUUCAAUCGUUGGCCCCAUGUGAUAGUGCAGUUCGAAGAUUUUCAACGCAAGUGGGCCUCAAAGUUACUGCUACGCUACAGAAAUACCUACAGAAUGUUUAACGAUGAUGUCCAGGGAACAGCAGGAGUUGCAGUUGCUGGUCUUCUGGGAGCUGUAAGAGCACAACAAAAGAUGAUGAUCGACUUCCCAAAGCAAAAUAUCGUUGUUGUUGGUGCUGGAAGUGCAGGAAUUGGGGUUCUGAAGGCAGCUAGGAGAACAAUGGCAAGAAUGUUGGGAAACAAUGAAGAUGCUUUUGAGAGUGCACGGAGUCAAUUCUGGGUAGUUGAUGUUAAUGGCCUGAUCACAGAGGAGCGUGAAGAUAUCGACCAUGAAGUUAAGCCAUUUGCGAGGAAGACCAACGAAAUUAGCCACCGAGGAUUGAGGGAAGGAGCAAGUCUUGUAGAAGUGUUGCAGGAGGUAAAACCUGAUGUACUCCUUGGGUUGGCUGCAGUUGGUGGCUUGUUUUCUAAGGAGGUAUUAGAAGCGUUUAGAGGUUCAACUUCGACCAGACCAGCAAUACUUGCAAUGUCAAACCCCACAACCAAUGCUGAAUGCACCCCUGAAGAAGCAUUCUCUAUUGUGGGCAAACACAUGAUUUUUGCAAGUGGAAGCCCAUUUGAAGAUGUGGAUCUUGGAAAUGGACAAAUUGGCUACUGCAACCAGGGAAACAAUAUGUAUCUUUUUCCUGGUAUUGGUCUUGGUACUCUUCUAUCUGGUGCUCGAAUAAUCUCAGAUGGCAUGUUACAAGCUGCAGCUGAGUGUUUAGCUGAAUGUAUGACCGAGGAUGAGGUACUCAAAGGAAUUAUAUACCCUCCAAUAUCAAGAAUACGUGAUAUAACAAAAAAGAUAGCUGUUGCUGUCAUCACUGAAGCGAUAGAAGAGGAUCUAGCAGAAGGAUAUCGUGAAAUGAACUCUCGUGAUCUCCAGAGGCUGACUAAGGAAGAAAUCCGUUUGCACGUGGAAAACAAUAUGUGGAAGCCCGAUUACCCAACAUUGAUCUACAAGGAUGAUUGA